AUGGGCUUCGCCCGUCCCACUCUGGUACAAGCAAAAGCGAUUCCAUUAGCUCUCGAGAGCAAAGAUAUCUUAGCUCGUGCUCAGACUGGAAGUGGAAAGACUGCUGCAUAUUUGCAUACCCAUCGCACAGAAGAUACUCAAUGCAAAAAAGAGGAUGUCUCGUACCAGGCAACUCGGGCCUUAAUUUUGGUUCCAACCAGAGAAUUAGCCCAACAGGUAUGUGAAAAAGAAAUCACCUGUGUCAAUAUCUCUGCCGGGACGACCUCGCAUCUACAACGGACUCUUCUGUCGGACAAACCUGACAUCGUGGUCGCUACACCAACUCGGGCAUUAGUACUCCUUCAAUCCAAGUUUUCCAGUCGCUGCUUUGGUGCUCUGGAGUCGCUGGUCUGCGAGGAGUCUCUGGCCAUUCGGAUGUAUCUACCAAAAAGUAUUUCAAUCAUUCUUAUGAGCGCCACUAUGACAGAAGACGUCGAACUUCUGAAAGGGUUAACAUUGCGCAGUCCAGCCAUACUGAAAUUAGAACAGGGCGAAGAUGAAGCCGCCAAUUUGACGCAAUACUCCGUCAAAUGCUCAGAAGUGGACAAAUUCCUCCUCACAUACGUUAUCCUGAAACUCAAGCUCAUCAAAGGAAAAUGCAUUUUAUUUGUCAAUGAUGUAGACCGGAGCUAUCGGCUCAAACUCUUUCUUGAGCAGUUUUCCAUCAAAAGCUGUGUCCUCAACUCGGAGCUCCCGCUAAACUCGAGAUAUCAUACGGUGCAGGAAUUCAACAAAGGUGUCUAUGACUAUAUAAUCGCCACUGAUGAAAGUGGAACCCAUGGAGCAGACCAAGACUCCGAAGAUGAUGGUGAUGAUGAUGAUGAUGAUGAUGAUGAUGAGGAGGAGGAGGAGGAAGAGCCCAAUGAUAAGAAUGAAGAAGCUGAACAACAGUUUACAUCUACUCAACGAGAAUUGAAGCCUUCAUCCGAAGAGCCGCCAGCAGCUAUCGGUUCCUCAAGCUCCUUGCACAAACGCAAACGAUCUUCUCCAGAGCCUAGCCAGAAGCCCAGGAAACGAAGAUCCCGAAAAGAUGGAGGCGACAAAGAAUACGGAGUAACCCGUGGAAUCGAUUUUGUCGACGUCGCCUGUGUCCUAAAUUUUGACCUGCCAGGCAGUUCACGAUCAUAUACCCAUCGCAUAGGACGCACUGCGCGCGCUGGACGGACAGGCAUGUCAUUGUCAUUUGUGGUUCCACAAGACCAGUGGGGAAAAAACAAAGUCGUGGGAUGCCUGCCAAGUGCUAAACGGGAUGUCACGAUAUUUGAAAGAAUUGAGCAAGAGCAAGCGGCAAGAGGCAGCAAGAUCAAAGACUACGUUUUUGACAUGAAACAGGUUGAGGCGUUCAGGUAUAGAAUGGAAGAUGCCCUACGCUCAGUCACAAGGACGGCAAUUCGAGAAGCUAGAAUGAAGGAGUUGAAGACAGAAAUACUGAAUUCGGAUAAACUGAAAGCCCACUUUGAAGACAAUCCUCUUGACCUAGAAUAUCUACGACAUGACAAAGUGUUACAUCCAACUCGAAUCCAGCCUCACAUGAAGCAUGUGCCAAAAUAUCUCCUUCCGCGGGUUGCCCCUGUGAAUGGAACGGCGGAAGGAGAGACGACAGCGGACAAAUCGACUGGAUCACGGCACCGAGGGCGUUGGUCGGGGACGCGUGGUGGCGACCGAGGGGGGAGAAAGAAGUCGGAUCCUUUGAAGAAAUUUGGUCGGUAG
Molecule: messenger RNA, 1749 nt
Organism: Desarmillaria tabescens
Lineage: Eukaryota; Fungi; Basidiomycota; Agaricomycetes; Agaricales; Physalacriaceae
Product: P-loop containing nucleoside triphosphate hydrolase protein
Exons: 12
Coding region: 1-1749 (582 amino acids)
Molecular function (GO): ATP binding; nucleic acid binding
Source: RefSeq, a predicted model, not a curated record